This is a messenger RNA of Clupea harengus (Atlantic herring), 2109 nucleotides long. RefSeq names its product myotrophin (gene mtpn). NCBI's taxonomy places the organism in Eukaryota, Metazoa, Chordata, Actinopteri, Clupeiformes, Clupeidae. Gene Ontology annotation, cellular component: BRCA1-BARD1 complex; BRCA1-A complex. Gene Ontology annotation, molecular function: protein binding; ubiquitin-protein transferase activity. Gene Ontology annotation, biological process: protein K6-linked ubiquitination. The record is from RefSeq and is a predicted model, not a curated record.
CAUGCUUUCAAUUGCUUACUUACCAGGACAUUUCUCACAGACUUUUACUUUGAAACGGUAACGGAAGUUGAUAUCGUCUUUGAGGCUAGUGCAAAGGCGGAUCCCCUGUCUCAUCUCUUUGAAACUUUUCUUUUCAGCAUUUUGAACGUUUGUUCAUUCGCUUGUGGCAAAUUACAACAAUUCCUUGGGUACAAGAGUUUUUAGCGUUAGAGUUUCUCUGCUCCUGGUUAACAAGGGCAAAAUAAAAAGUGACUUUUUGGUACAGUAAGCAAAUCUUUAGACUAAUAGCUACAAGUUAGCUCGCGGGCUAACGUUAAGUGGACAGCUGCAUUUUUCCAAAAGCAAAGGAAACCGAGACAUUACGAGAAUGGGGGAUAAGGAGCUGAUGUGGGCCUUGAAAAAUGGAGACUUGGAUGAAGUCAAAAAUCUGUUGGUGAAGGACGAGGAUGUAAACCGGACUCUGGAGGGCGGGAGAAAGCCUCUGCACUACGCCACCGACUGUGGCCACGCAGAUGUGGUCGAGUUUCUCCUCUCCAGGGGAGCCGACGUCAACGCUGCAGACAAGCAUGGCAUCACUCCUUUGCUCUCUGCCACUUAUGAGGGUCAUCUCUCUUGUGUCAAAAUCCUUCUGGAAAAGGGAGCUGACAAGGAGCGGAAAGGGCCAGAUGGUCUCAGUGCCUUUGAAGCGGCCGAGAGCGAAGCAAUCAAGGCUCUCCUCAAGUGAGGCGAGUCUGGACGGAAAGAUGGACAGAGAACCGGAUGGACUGACGUGGCGGUUCCCCGGGACAGACGAGACGGACUGACGCCUCUUCCCCAUCCAUCCCUGCAAAAAAAAACAAUCCUCGUCAUAGCACCGCUCAUCUGUGUGAUAGUUGUGUUUGGUUUUCAUGACUCAUAUUUUUUUUUUGAUAGGAUAAUUAUUAUUUUUGGCGGAAGGGCGGGGUGAAUUUUCCUUUUCCCAACUCUUAAAAUUAGUUAUCCAGUGGACGGACAAAAAGUUUUUAAAAUCAUGCCUCGCUUUAGGACCAAUAACUGAGCAAACCUCCCAAUUUCUCCGGAGUCCGCCUUAAGUCCUAAACCCUAGAUCGCACCACUGAAAUAACAGACUUUUAUUGUUAGUGUAAAACAAUUAAGUGAAAGUAGCACUUAAUGACGCCAUUCAUACCUAUGAGAAACACCUUCCUAAAUCUGGGCGUGAAAAACUGUACAUAUAUAUUUUCUACGCAAAAAGUACUGUAGGGCCACACAGUAACUGAUAUGAUUGUAGGCGUAAAAAUAGUCAUUAAAAAGAAUGGGUUGAAAUCUAAAAAAAAGAAAGGAAAAAAAAGACGGUUGUAAAAUAGGACUGCUUUCAAGCACUGAUGCAGCUGCCCCUCUCCAUCUGGCUAUGCUGGAUUGCCCUUACCUGAUAUUAGCCUCUCUAAACUAGGAUAUUCUUACCUUAUGAGUUGUGGGGAGGUUGGCUGGGAUCAAUGCUGUUGACUACAUACCAACAACAUACCCCAUACACUCCUAUUUAAACACAUAUCACACUAAGACCAAGACACACAGGUAACAUUCAAAUAAUUUUCAACUAUUGACCAAUUUACAACCACUUGCCGUCGAAAACGUUGGUUUGUAAUUAACACUUGCAAUUGAACAAAAAGGUGCAAAAAAAAAUAAAAAAUAUCUGUGAAAAUCUAUGUUCAUCUCACCUACACCUUUCACAGUAGCUCUUUUGGACAGAGUAGCAGUUAUAAGUUGCAAGUGUUAUUUUGUUUUUGUUUUCUUUUGCUUUUCCUUAAUACCUUGUUACUGCAAUCAUGAUGUAUAGUAGUUGAGAUUGAUGGGCACAUUACUUAAUGGGUUUUUGCCAUGGGUUUGAUUCCUCACACUCAGAGUUUGAUUAAGUCUCCUGCUGGCUUUACUGCAUGCCAGUACUGCUUCUGCUACGAAGCUCUUACAAAAGAAAAAAAUAUCAACAAAAACGAAAAAAGGACAACAGUGGCUGCUUUCAUGCUUUCAGUUGCUUUCGGAUAGUGAUUAUGUAUUGGAACACUUUAUAACUGGCAUCAUUGUGAGAAGAUGUGGAAUAAAGAAUUGAAAUAAACGACAAAAGGAAUACAAAAA